AUAAAAGACAAUCUUGGGUGCUUGCGAGUUUGUCACCGGCAUUUACUAAAAUGUUACUAACAAUUUGGACCAAGACACCCUUUACAACGAAUGCAGGAGAAUCAGCUCAUGCGAACAUUAACCAAAAUGGUUAUGGAUUAUCUUUAUUGGCGGCUAUUCAAAA
Messenger RNA from Racocetra persica, 163 nucleotides. NCBI's taxonomy places the organism in Eukaryota, Fungi, Glomeromycota, Glomeromycetes, Diversisporales, Gigasporaceae. The record is from the annotation of a GenBank genome assembly.